This is a messenger RNA of Penicillium lagena, 2826 nucleotides long. Its product is annotated as mismatch repair ATPase MSH2. The transcript has 2 exons. The record is from RefSeq and is a predicted model, not a curated record. Gene Ontology annotation, molecular function: ATP binding; ATP-dependent DNA damage sensor activity; mismatched DNA binding. Gene Ontology annotation, biological process: mitotic recombination; mismatch repair. Gene Ontology annotation, cellular component: nucleus; MutSalpha complex. Bases 1 to 2826 code for a protein of 941 amino acids. NCBI's taxonomy places the organism in Eukaryota, Fungi, Ascomycota, Eurotiomycetes, Eurotiales, Aspergillaceae.
AUGUCUUCUCGGCCAGAUCUAAGGGUCGACGACGAAGUCGGAUUCAUUCGAUUCUUCCAUUCUCUCCCAACACCCGACAACAAUGAGACAAUCCGCGUAUUCGACCGAGGCGAAUGGUACUCAUCCCACGGCGGCGAUGCAGAGUUCAUAGCUCGCACCGUGUACAAGACGACCUCAGUGCUGCGCAACCUCGGCCGCAGCGAGACAGGAGGCCUGCCGUCCGUGACCAUGAGCGUGACGGUCUUCCGCAACUUCCUGCGCGAGGCGCUGUUCCGACUCAACAAACGUAUUGAGAUAUGGGGGUCCGGGGGCACGGGCAAGGGGAACUGGAAGCUCGUUAAGCAGGCCAGUCCCGGCAACUUGCAGGAUGUGGAGGACGAGCUGGGCAGCGUGGGUGCCUUGUCAAUGGAGUCUGCGCCGAUUAUAUUGUCCGUCAAGAUCUCGGCACGCGCCGCAGAGGCUCGACAUGUGGGUGUUUGCUUUGCGGACGCGAGCGUGCGCGAGCUCGGUGUUAGCGAGUUUCUCGAUAACGAUGUCUACUCCAAUUUCGAGUCGUUGGUCAUUCAGCUCGGUGUGAAGGAGUGUUUGAUCACGAUGGAUACAACGCGCAAGGAUGUCGAGCUGGGCAAGAUCCGCGCUAUUGCGGAUACCUGUGGGAUUGCCAUUUCGGAACGCCCAGCCGCCGAUUUCGGGGUCCGUGAUAUUGAGCAGGAUCUGACGCGGUUGCUGCGGGAUGAGCGCUCGGCGGGGACGUUACCGCAAACAGAGCUGAAGCUGGCGAUGGGCUCUGCGUCGGCCUUGAUCAAGUAUUUGGGCGUCAUGUCCGACCCCACCAAUUUCGGGCAGUACCAGCUGUACCAGCAUGAUCUGUCGCAGUUCAUGAAACUGGAUGCUUCAGCGCUCAGGGCGCUGAAUCUUAUGCCCGGCCCACGGGACGGGCAUAAGAGCAUGAGCUUGUUUGGUUUGUUGAAUCACUGCAAGACGCCUGUGGGCAGUCGUCUGCUGGCGCAGUGGUUAAAGCAGCCACUGAUGGACCUGGCUGAGAUUGAACAGCGGCAGCAGCUGGUCGAGGCGUUUGUCGUCAACACGGAGCUGCGACAGACAAUGCAGGAAGAACAUCUACGUGCCAUUCCGGACCUUUACCGGCUUGCGAAGCGGUUCCAACGAAAACAGGCCAACUUGGAAGAUGUUGUCCGCGUAUACCAAGUUGCCAUUCGGCUGCCUGGAUUUGUCAGUGCGCUGGAUGACGUGAUGGAUGAGCAAUACCAGUCACCGUUACAAAAGGAAUACGCCUCCAAGCUUCGGGGUCAUUCUGAUAGCUUGGCCAAGCUGGAGGAGAUGGUGGAAACGACGGUCGACCUCGAUGCGCUCGAGAACCACGAAUUCAUCAUUAAGCCCGAGUUUGAUGAGAGUCUUCGCAUUAUUCGAAAGAAGUUGGACAAGUUGCGGUACGACAUGGACAUGGAACAUCGCCGUGUUUCCAAAGACCUCAACCAGGACAUGGAGAAGAAACUGUUUCUGGAGAACCACCGCGUGCAUGGUUGGUGCUUCCGUCUCACCCGCACAGAGGCGGGGUGCAUUCGCAACAAGAAAGAAUACCAGGAAUGCUCGACGCAGAAGAACGGCGUGUACUUCACCACAUCGACUAUGCAGUCCCUCCGUCGCGAGCAUGACCAGCUCUCCUCCAACUACAACCGCACUCAGUCCGGACUGGUCAACGAGGUUGUAAGCGUCGCGACAUCGUACUGCCCCGUUCUGGAGCAGCUCGCCGGUGUCCUCGCUCACCUGGAUGUCAUUAUCAGCUUUGCUCAUGCCUCGGUCCAUGCCCCCUCGGGCUAUGUCCGCCCAAAGAUGCACCCGCGCGGGACAGGGAACACCGUGCUCAAGGAAGCUCGCCACCCGUGCAUGGAGAUGCAGGACGACAUCUCAUUCAUAACCAAUGAUGUCUCCUUGAUCCGCGAUGAGUCCUCGUUUCUCAUCAUCACCGGUCCCAACAUGGGUGGCAAGUCCACAUAUAUCCGCCAGAUCGGCGUGAUCGCGCUCAUGGCGCAGACGGGCUGCUUCGUGCCCUGCACCGAGGCCGAACUCACCAUUUUCGACUGCAUUCUGGCUCGGGUGGGCGCCAGCGACUCGCAACUCAAGGGCGUCUCGACCUUUAUGGCGGAAAUGCUCGAGACUUCCAACAUCCUCAAGUCCGCGACCUCGGACUCCCUGAUCAUCAUCGACGAACUCGGUCGGGGCACCAGCACCUACGACGGAUUCGGUCUUGCCUGGGCGAUCUCUGAGCACAUCGUCACCGAGAUCCGUUGCUUCGGCCUCUUCGCUACCCACUUCCACGAGCUGACCGCGCUGGCGGACCGGUACCCCAAAGCUGUCCAGAACUUGCACGUUGUCGCGUUCAUCGGUGACGGUACUGAGGCUGCCACUGAGACGGAAACAAAGAAGAAGCGUCAAGUGACUCUUCUCUACCGGGUGGAGCCCGGGAUCUGCGACCAGUCAUUCGGUAUUCAUGUUGCGGAACUGGUGCGCUUCCCGGAUAAAGUAGUGAACAUGGCGCGCCAGAAAGCCGAGGAGCUGGAAGACUUCUCGACCACUGAGAACAAUGGGGACAAGGCACAGGAACCUGUUCCCUCGCUCGACAAGUACUCUCAGGAGGAGGUGGAGGAGGGCAGCUCCCUCCUCAAAGAGAUGCUGAUGAAAUGGAAGACGGAGAUCGGGGGCAAGGAUUUGACCGCCGAACAGAAGCGCCAGGCUAUGCGGGAUCUGGUCAACGGGGACGCAAAGCUACAGGCCAACAAGGUCUUCCAGGGUAUUACGGCUUUGUAG